AUCAGUCGUUCAGUAUUAGCAAAUCAGUUAAGUCAGUCGGUCAGCACGCCAAUUACUUAACAAAGCAAACAUGUGUAGAUUCCAUAUAAAUUUUUCGUAAUUAAUUUUUUUUUAAUAAUUACAAUUGUUUUUUAAACAUUUUAAAUAGUUUAUACGUUAAUUAUUACCAUAAUCCUAAUUAAUCAAAAUAAAACUUACAAAAUGAAUUACAAUACCUCAAAUGCACACAACAAUACGAUUACUCAAAUCGAAUUUGACGAAUUAAAAAAAAAUAUUGAUGAUUCGUUUUUAAUAUUCAAUGGAAUAAUAGUAUCCAUAAUUCAAGUUGGUCUUGCUUGUUUAGAAGCUGGUUGUAUACAUCCAAAGAACGUGACCAACAUUCUACUGAAAAAUAUUUUAGAUUUGUUUUUUUGUUCUAUUUCAUACUGGUUUGUUGGGUAUGGACUGGCUUAUGGUAACGGAAAUCCAUAUUAUGGUAUUGAUUACUAUGCCGGUGUCGGAAUGCCCGACGACAAAAUGGCAUUCUGGUUUUUCCAAUUCAUAUUUGCAGCAACCGCAGCAACACUCAUAUCUGGCGCUGUUGCUGAGCGAUGUAACUUUAUUGCAUACAUAUUCUACAGUACGAUAAUAUCAGGUGUAACUUAUCCCAUUGUCGCUCACUGGGUGUGGGCACCAAACGGAUGGCUUCUAAACUUAGGUUAUUCUGAUUUUUCUGGUGCAGGAGCUGUCCAUUUAUUAGCUGGUACAUGUUCCUUUAUAGCAGCUUUAUUUUUAGGACCUAGGACAGGACGGUUUGAUAGUUCAAACCCAAGAGAUUUUAAUGGUCAUUCUAUGCCGUUAGUAGCAACGGGUACCCUUUUAAUUAUUACGGGAUUCUUAGCUUUUAACGGUGGAUCUCUUGGACACAUUACCUCACCCGGAGACGGAGCCAUAGUCGCCAAAAGCAUAUCCAAUACUAUUACAGGAGGCAGUGGAGCCGCUGUAUGUAUUUUAAUGUUAUCCAAAGCGGGUUUCCUCGGCAAGUCUAGAUGGCCGUUUUUGAUCUCUAUCAAUGGAAUUUUAAUUGGCAUGGUAUCAGUGUGUGGAGCAGUAAAUGAUUAUUCAUACAUUUCAUCAUUUACUAUAGGAGUAAUCGGUUGUUUAGUCUACGUGGUAUUACAAUAUCUAGUGCCAUUAUUAAAAGUUGACGACCCACUUGAGGCAACAGCGGUUCAUUUUGGAGGUGGCUUAUGGGGAGUAAUUGCUGUUCCUUUUUUUACUAAAGGUGGCAUUUCUAAUAACAGCAGCUUAUUAAAAUCAAAUUUAAUUGGCGCUGGUGCUAUAGUUUUAUGGUCGGUAAUAAAUAGUGUUAUCUUAUUUGGAUUCCUUAAGGUUUUUGAUUUACUUCGGGUAUCAGAAGAAAAAGAGCAUAUCGGUUUGGAUAUAAGUUUGCAUAAAGAACAAGCUUAUCCUGUAUCAAUAACUAAUAUCAACAUAGAAAAUGACAACACCAAUACAUUCUCGAAAAAUGGUCAUGAUAACUUAGCCCUAAAUUUUCCUUAAUUAAUGGACUACUCAAUAAAACAUUUUAAUAAUUUUUAUAUUUGCUUCUAUAAUAAUUGCAUGACUAUUCACUAAUUCGUGUUAUUAAAAGACCUUGAAGUUAAAA
Messenger RNA from Daktulosphaira vitifoliae (grape phylloxera), 1648 nucleotides. RefSeq names its product putative ammonium transporter 1 (gene Amt). Bases 202 to 1542 code for a protein of 446 amino acids. Gene Ontology annotation, biological process: ammonium homeostasis; ammonium transmembrane transport. Gene Ontology annotation, cellular component: membrane. The record is from RefSeq and is a predicted model, not a curated record. NCBI's taxonomy places the organism in Eukaryota, Metazoa, Arthropoda, Insecta, Hemiptera, Phylloxeridae. The transcript has 10 exons. Gene Ontology annotation, molecular function: ammonium channel activity.